UUUUCAUUAUCCAUACAAAAUUUAAAAAGCAACAUUGAAUCCCCUCUAUUUGUGUCCUUUUUUUUUUGCCUGUUUAGUACUUGCUUCAUCCAAUUCCAAAUGACUGCCUUUAGAAAAAAGUUUCCUUUAAUUGUGGUAAUUAUGGCAUUAUUAGCCAUCAACUCAGACAAAGCUUGUGCUGGCGAUCCAGAUAUGCUCCAGGAUCUUUGUGUUGCUGAUCUAACCUCAACCACGAAGUUGAAUGGAUUUCCAUGCAAGAACGUUUUCUUUGCGGCCGAUUUCGGGUCAUUGGUCCUUUCCAGGCCAGGAGCCACCAAUAACACAUUUGGUUCCCUCGUCACUGCAGCAAACGUUCUUGGCAUCCCUGGCCUUAACACCCUCGGUGUGUCGAUGGCUCGUAUCGACUAUGCUCCUGGUGGCAUUAACGCACCUCACAUCCACCCACGAGCCACAGAGAUGAUCUACGUUUUACAAGGUCAAUUGGAUGUUGGUUUCAUUACCACAGCCAAUGUGUUGAUCGCCAAGCGCAUUGUACAAGGAGAAGUGUUUGUUUUUCCAAGAGGACUUGUUCAUUUCCAAAAGAACAAUGGUGCAGUUCCAGCAGCUGUUAUUGCUGGCUUCAAUAGCCAGUUACCUGGUACACAAUCUAUUGCAACAACGUUGUUUGGAUCUUCACCACCUGUCCCUAGUGAUGUCUUGGCUCAAGCAUUCCAAAUUGGUACUAUGCAAGUUGAGCAGAUUAAGGCAAAAUUUGCACCCAGGAAAUAGAAGUAUUCUAUUUCUCAACAUAAGUUUGAUUUUCGUUCGUUUGUUUGUAGGGGCUUCGACUGUUAUUUAUUGUUCUUGUUCUUUGAAUAAGAGGUUGAUGUUUUAAUUUUUGUAAUGUCAAUAAGAGAGUAAUUCUCUUUAGAGUUCUCUUUUGAAUUAAUGUUAUAAAGUGCGUGCCGCUGGAUAUUCAGAAUGUGUUUUUCUCCUCCUCCAAAAUAUUUACUGUAUCAUGAAGUUAAUGGCCAAAAGCAAAUAAGGAAGAGAAGGAUUCUUUUGCC
This is a messenger RNA of Capsicum annuum, 1046 nucleotides long. Its product is annotated as nectarin-1. NCBI's taxonomy places the organism in Eukaryota, Viridiplantae, Streptophyta, Magnoliopsida, Solanales, Solanaceae. The record is from RefSeq and is a predicted model, not a curated record. The transcript has 2 exons. Bases 100 to 768 code for a protein of 222 amino acids. Gene Ontology annotation, molecular function: manganese ion binding. Gene Ontology annotation, biological process: regulation of root development; plasmodesmata-mediated intercellular transport. Gene Ontology annotation, cellular component: plasmodesma; cell wall.